ACGUACUUACUAAUUCCAUGCGAUUACUGUCAACAUCUCAACAUCAUGACUAAUAUCAAUAUCAAUAACUAGUAUAUCGAGUACCUACACAGAUUUUAAAGUAAUGUUUUUUUAUAUCUGUGGUCGAGUAUUAUCAAUAUUUCAUUUUAACUAAAUAGAAGUUAAAUAAUUCGAUUUUCGAUCGAUUUUCUUCAACACUACUAAUUUGAUUAAAGAGAUAAGUGGAGAACCGCCCCUAGAAGAAAAAAAUAUUUGUUUUGUAUACAUGACACAUUUUUACUUUUUUGUGUAUGUGACACUUAAAUAUAAACAUAAUUGAAAUAGUGCCUAUAAAGGCUAACAUUUAUCUUUAAGCAAUUUCCUUAAGAAACACCCAGCAUUUAGUAUGUUUAAACUUACCAUCAUACUGUUGGCUGUUACAACGGACGCCAAAAAACCAUAUACCAAGAGGCAACAAGCUGUAUGGCGUCUCGAAUGCAAUUUGGGUGUUAUAAAUGAUGUCGACUGCCCCGUGGACGGCGGCUGGGGACCCUGGAGCCCUUGGUCGCCCUGCCAGGGCUCCUGUGACGACGUGGGGCACAAUAAACGAUCAAGAAAGUGCAUCAAUCCCAUACCGUCUAAAGAUGGCCUCCCCUGCAGCGGGCCAGAUGAACAAACGAAAUCCUGCCAUUUGUCUAAUUGCUCCGUUGAAGAUUUCCGGAAGUUAGUUCUAAGAGAUGCAACACGGACAGAAUCUUUCCGGCAGCUAGAAGCGAUCCCGGCUCUUACGGAGCGUUGCCUGCAAAUGGAAUGCCCUUUCGAAGCUAUUGAAGUUUCUCUCGCCAAUGACAAUACUUGGCAGUUAACGCCUGAAGCUGUUUGGAACGCGCUGCAAUGCGUUAAACAUAAUAUAGGUUGUCUUGUUGCUGGAGAAUGGGGCAAUUGGGGUGCCUGGUCAGCCUGUGGAGCUCAGUGUGGCAAAGGACAUCGAUGGAGACUCAGGCGGUGUGAUAAUCCCCCACCAUCAGCGGCACAUUUAGUUUGUUCUGGUUGUCCAUUGGAAGCGGAGGACUGUGAAGGAGACCGUUGCAUGAUUGAUGAUCCAUUAAAUGAAACUAUCGGUACUUGGGCCAUGUGGGGACCGUGGUCUACAUGCUCCGAAAAAUGUGGUACGGGAGUCCGGCGUCGGAUAAGAGCGUGCAAUGAGAAACACGUAUCUGAUGCAACCGGCACGUGGGGAACUCAUUGCCGAGGCCCACACGAUGAAUUAGAAACUUGUCAAAAUGUGGAAUGCAUUCAAAAUGGAGGAUGGUCUGGUUGGAGUUCAUGGGGACCAUGCUCGCAAACUUGUGGGGCAGGAAAAAGGUCUAGAACCCGGUCCUGUACUAGACCGGUGCCUUCUGGUAAUGGAAACGAUUGUAUGGGACCGAGAACGGAAGCCGGCCCCUGUAAUCUAGUUCCCUGUGAAGGUUAUACACAUUCCGUGGCAGUACUUAACGGAGAAUCUUUUCUACAUUACAACUUUGAAAAUAAACGUUCUGUCUUAUUUCAUUUUUAUGUGAGAUUUAUGUCAUUGUCACCGCAUGGAACUUUGGUACGCAGAGGAGCCGCUCAGAAUCCCCUCGUUAGACUGAGUUUACAGAAAUGGCAUGUUUGCUUGGAUGCCAGUGGGCUGACUCCAACCUGCGGGUUACCACGUAUUUGCUCGGCCACUGUCGUAGAGCCUGCUACUUGGCAUUCGGCUCUCAUCUCAAUCACUAGUGAAGCUGCCUCUCUCAGAUUAGACGACGAACAAGUUGCAAUUAAAAGCACAUUUCCUUGUGAUCCAGAGCUACCAGAUGAGAAAAUGCACUUGGUAGUUGGUGAACAUUUUCAUGGCGAAAUACAAGACCUCAUUUUGAAUUUUAUACCAUUGAAUAUGAUGAUUGAAAGAGAUCGUAGACUGCAACGAUCCGAUUUUUAUCCCACUUCUGUAUCAAAUAUUGCAUAUCAAAACUCGAAUCAAGACGAGGCAUAUUUAACUCUUGACAAUGAACAGUACUUGCGAAUACCAUGUUUUAACAACCAAUAUGAGUGGCGAUUGGACUUGACUGUCAAACCCACAAAUGACGAUGGUACAGUUUUAUUUCUACAUGAUGGAUGGAUAAACAGCUGGUUAAGUGUCGCUUUACAGAAUUGCAGAGUCAGAAUGAAGUUAGCGAUAGGUGACUUUCGCUCUGAAAGUAGUAGCUCUGACGAAUGUCCUUUCGACCAAUGGUUGGAUGUGGCAGUAUCAAAGAAAAAAGACUCAAAUACAAUCGAGGCAUCAAUAAACUCUGGUGAAAACCUUCACGUCUCUCUAGUGGAAGAAGUAACGAAGCGCCGCCGAUGUUCUCGAAAUUUUGACUUAUUUAACAAAGCUGCUAGCCUGAAAAGGCACACCUGUAAAGGCACCACACCUGUCCCAUUGUCUAUUUGUGGCGAUGAAUUCUAUAUAGGAGGCAUACCCAACGACAUUAAAAGUAUUUUAAAAGAAGAUUUCAUAUCGUUCUCGGGAAUAAUAGCUUCUUUGAAGAUUAACGGAAUUCUUCAAGACCUACAAAACAUAAACAGGGAACGAUAUAAAGAUGACAAAUUGCAAUUAUCGUCAAGGAGUGCUAGUGUGUCCGGCUCGUACCACGAAGUUGCGUGGGGUGAGUCGAACCAUUUAAACUUGACCUGCCUCCACGCCAGAGCAGUGCGAUCGUUAGUGCCUCAUAAUGCUCUUUGGUUAUUCUUGGACACAAUAGUCCACAGCGCUCUCAAAGGAAAGACUUUGCGAUCUUUGGACGAUGGAAGAGUUCUCAGGCUCGUGGCCAAAGCUGAUAAUGAUCUGAGAGGUUUUUAUACUUGUCGUGCGCAUUCAAACAGAAGGACAACUAAUAUUGUGACUUAUGGUGUUCUUGGAAAAUUAAAAUACAAAUUAUCCGGUCCCGACACCACAACAGCUAUAGCAGUGUUGACAACCAUCAUUCUUGUAAUUGGAACUUUAGGCUGGCUUGGUAUUGAAGGUCUCAACGAUCUCCGCACCGGUUAUGGCUUUUAUCGAGAUGCACAUUUAACACCGCAAGAAGAAGCUGAAGCAGUUUGCAAGUAUAUCGAUGAUAAUAUAGACUUAUAUAGUAAUAAAAGCGAUGCGAAAAUGGCUAAGGCUUUGGCGCGACGUAGAGGGUGGCAGUUAGAGAGCCAUGCUAAUUUUGGCGCUCAAGAACCACAGGGCAUGAAUGCUGAUGACAACACAGUAGAAGACUUGUCCAGUCCUGAGACUGUAUUUCCCGCUUUGAAAGAGACGAAAAGUCCUACGGAACAAAUGAACGAUGUGUUGAAACAUGAGCAGAGUGCAAUUAGCUAUCCCAGCGUCGUCAGCUCUCCUCUACAAGGGUCUAAUGUUGUGUCACCACGUGGCAGAGCGAUGUCGUGUUCGUCAUUGACAGAGACAUCUCCGAGAUUUCUGUGUUCACGUCUGUUUCUAUCUAGACGAAUUUAUUCUUCCAAGGAAAGCAUCUGCUCCCGUAAAAGCUUAUCAGGUCAGAGCAAUACUCCACGCAGAAUGGUCCCCAAGCUCCCCACUAUCAAGUCGUCCAGAGGUAUCAAUCUGUCGCCAGCUCAGAAAGUUCUGCUGAAAUUUCAGCAACUGAAGACAGAUGAUUCUUAGAAAUGUACCUAUGUGUCGCCGUCAACUGGUACGGUAAUGAGAUCUGAUACCAUUAAAAAUUAAGUUUAUUCAUUUGGUAGAUGGAAGCAUAUCUUUAAACAAAAGGUACCUAGUAGAAAAAAAAUUGAACCAUUUGAGUAUUUUUCUUAAUGUAGUGUAGAAUGGAAUAGUAGAAUAGGAA
Plodia interpunctella (Indianmeal moth) is the source of this 3833-nucleotide messenger RNA. RefSeq lists its product as uncharacterized. The record is from RefSeq and is a predicted model, not a curated record. Lineage: Eukaryota; Metazoa; Arthropoda; Insecta; Lepidoptera; Pyralidae. The coding region runs from base 386 to 3652 and encodes 1088 amino acids. The transcript has a single exon.